AACGGGGCUUUACUGCAUGCAAGCCAGACUUAUCCGCAACCCCUUUCAUUAUAAAUACGGAGAGAGAAAAAGAUCUCACUCUCUUUUUCUGUCAUCGAAACAAAUCUAGGGUUCUAAUCUUCGCUCUCUUCAGGUAAAAUGCCUCGAUAUGAUGACCGGUAUGGUGGAACGCGUCUCUAUGUCGGUCGCUUGUCAUCGCGGACUAGGUCGCGCGAUCUUGACGACCUCUUUAGCAGAUACGGAAGAGUACGCGAUGUGGAUAUGAAGCGCGACUUCGCCUUUGUUGAGUUUAGUGACCCUCGAGAUGCUGAAGAUGCAAUAUAUGGUCUGAAUGGUCGGGAUGUUGAUGGAAGCCGCGUCAUUGUAGAAUUUGCCAAAGGGGGGCCACGGGGUCCUGGUGGAUCUCGUGAGUAUCUUGGAAGAGGUCCUCCUCCUGGAUCAGGGCGCUGCUUUAAUUGUGGAAUUGAUGGUCACUGGGCUCGAGAUUGCAAGGCUGGGGACUGGAAGAACAAGUGUUAUCGCUGUGGGGAACGAGGCCACAUAGAAAGGAAUUGUAAGAAUAGUCCUAAGAAAAUCAGGGGCCGGAGUUACUCAAGGUCACUUAGUCCUCGACAUGGCAGAAGUCGUAGUUACAGCAGGGACCGUAGUUACAGUCGAUCUAGAUCACCACCUUUGAAGAGAGAAAGAAGUCUUGAGCGGGCUGAGAGAAGAUCAAGGAGCCCCCGGGACAGCCGAAGUCCUAAGCGCAACAGGAGUUCACCACAGCCAUCUAAAGGGAGGAAGCGUAGCCCUUCACCCAAUGAGGGGAGCCCACAAGAGAGAGGUAGCCCAUCCCCAAGGGAUGGCAGGCAGCCCAAUGGGUCUGAUUACAGUGGGAGUCCCAGGCAAAAGAGCAGAAGUCCUAUUGAUGAUGCUGAUGGAGAGGAGGGUCCCCAGGAUAGGAGUUAUAGGAGCCCUGGUGAAGAAAAUGGCAACAGCCGCAGCCCUAGUCCUGUCCGUAGGGAUGACAGGAGCCCUGUUGAUGAUGAUGAUGAGAAUCAGGGUUCUCCUAGAGGCAGCGAGUCAAACUAAAAGCAGAUCCAAGUGACAAAAGUCAACUUAAAACCUGUGUUUGUGAAAGGUUUUUUCUGCUUUGUAUGGAUAAUUUUUCUAUAGCUGUUUAAGAUUUUCUGAACUUUGUAUGGACAGAAGUGCUAAUGUGGAAUAGUUCCAGUGAUCUAAACUGAACCUUUAUGUUUAAUUGAACACGUUGGGUGACUUGUGCCAUCA
Alnus glutinosa is the source of this 1269-nucleotide messenger RNA. RefSeq names its product serine/arginine-rich splicing factor RS2Z33-like. NCBI's taxonomy places the organism in Eukaryota, Viridiplantae, Streptophyta, Magnoliopsida, Fagales, Betulaceae. The record is from RefSeq and is a predicted model, not a curated record. The transcript has 7 exons. Bases 139 to 1071 code for a protein of 310 amino acids. Gene Ontology annotation, molecular function: zinc ion binding; mRNA binding. Gene Ontology annotation, biological process: mRNA splicing, via spliceosome. Gene Ontology annotation, cellular component: nuclear speck.